CGCUUGCCAAAUGCAGCCAGAAUCACUGCCGUCGUCACCGCCGCCGAGGCCAAACCGUCGCUGUCAUGCUGCAGGAUGCCCCCCUCCCUCGCCCUCCCCUUUCCGCCUUCCACUGCUCGCGUGCCUGUUGCCCUGCGUGUCAGCCUUUCUGCUGCAGCCACGGAGCUUCAGGGGCGGCCAUCUUGAGUCGAGCUGGAGGCCGCCAUCGUCAGAUCUGAGAAGAUCGAAUGAUCCAUUAUUGCCACGGUGGAGUUGUCUAUCUCGGCUACGGCAGCAGCACAAGCAGAUGAGGUUGAGGGUACGACCGUCGUCAUCGUUGCAACAACAACGCGGCGGUGAGGACCCUCGUGUCAACGAUCCGAAGAAGUCUGAGGACGAUGAGAUCCGCGAGUUGUUCAGAGAUGAUCUGGAUGAGGAAAUCUAUGGCCCGUCCGAUGAGAGCGACCCCAACGAUGACCCGCUGCAGCGCUACCUCGAGUACGACGGCUGGAGCACGUCGGCCGGUGAUGCCGACAGGGCACGGGCGGGGGAGGCCACCAUGGCCAUGGUGGCUGAUGCAGAAGGAGAGGGAGGUUCCGACAUCCUUGACUUCAGCAGCUUGUCUGAGGAGGUGCCGCUGACGCCCUCGGCUCGCCGCCGGUUCCGCGAGCUGGCCAAGACGCUCAAGAGCGCCAAUCUGUAUGUGCUGGGUGUGCCGUGGGGGCUGAAGCACUUUGUGGGUCGGGUGCUGGCCAAGCACCUCAUGUUUGGGUUUUUUGAUCUCGAGGAGGUCAGAUAAGAUGAGCGGGGCGAGGGCGGCCAGAUGCGUCCAUGUGUGGAUGUGUGCUGAACGGUGGGUGCAGGUGGUUGCUCGCGGCAUCGAGGCUGAGUAUGCGAUGGGUCUGAACGAGUACAAGAAGAGGUACGGCCUCGACAGGUACCUCGAGCAGGAGAACAAGGCGCUCAACGACCUCCAGCGACUCUACAAACAGGUACCUCCACACAUGCAAUACAGCACACACCAUACCCAUCUCACAUGCUGGUCACUGUCUGCCUCUGUCUUUCAGGUGAUUGUCACAACCGAGGUGACCCCCACCAUCCCCCAGAACUGGCGCGAGCUCCAGACAGGCCUGGUCUUGUGGCUCGACGUCGACCCUUCCCUCUCUGCCGAGUCGAUGCGCAUCACGGCCGCCAACUGCAAUCCCAAAGACAGGGGCCAGUACCUCGCGCGGUUUGGGAUGUUCCUCAAUCACCCGCUGCUGCAGGAGAGCGACCCCGUCAAGGCCAUCGCGGCCCGACAUGACGAGGUGGAGCCUUACUGUAUGGAAGCGGAUGUGAGGGUGCGUAUCAGCAGCCCCUGGAACCCUUACGACGGGGUGGUCGACGUCGUCGAUCGGAUGCUCCACCACAUCGGUCAGUCAGUCAGGGGAGAGAAAGAAGAGAGUGACACGCGAACGCACACGCACACCGCUCACGUGUGUGUCUGUGUGCAUGCCAUGCAGAGGAGAAUCCCCCCUUGUGGAAACAGUGGAUGGAUCAGCAGGGCCUGAAGCUCUCCAGCGAAGAGGAAAGGCGGCAGGACGUCCCCCUCGAUACCGAUCUUGCCGACUUGGCCAGCCUGGCGGCAGAUGGCAAAGUCGCCCCGCCUCUCGACGAGCAUCAUCCUGAGACCGACGCAGACGCCGACACAGAGGACAAUCCGGAGCGUGUGCUGACUGACGAGGAGGAGCUGGAGCUGGAGUACAUGCUGACGCUGGCCAAGAACGAGGCCUUUGAGUUCGUGCCCCUCCCACCGCCCAGAGGGGAGCAGGAGAAGGCCACUUCAGAGGCACAGACGACCAUGGAGGUCAGUCAGCCACUUGACAGGCAACAGAGAGGAGGGAAGUGGUAAAAUCGUCUUGACACGCCACGCCAUCCUCCUUUUCUGUCUUUGUGUGUGCAGGUGAAUUUUGCAGACACGCGUCCGUUCACGGAUGCGGACAUCAUCGACGACUUCACGGAGGAGUCGGAGCUGGAGGCGCUGCUCAAGGACCAGAAGAACAAGAAGGACCUCAUCAGCAAAGGGGAGUACGACCCCACAUGGCGGAGGGGAGAGACCAUCCCGUUCGACUUCCCGCACCUGGCAGGCAGCGGCAAGUUCAUAAGGGGAAAGACCGACAAGUACAUGUGGCAGCAGACAUAUGAUCAGGUGCGCGCACAGAAUCCCAACACCCGACACACGCAGAGGACGGUCUGUCCGUCUGUCCGUCUGUCCGUCUGUCUGUCUGUCUGUCUGUCUGCAGGUGUCCAUCUAUGUGCCGAUCGACGACUCCGUCAACCACUUCAACCGCAACCUCGAUGUGGACCUGUCCGUCGUGCGGAAGAACCAGCUGCACAGCCACAUGCGUCUGGCAGUCAACAACCAGACCAUCAUCGACGACAGGGUCCGCGUAGGCGUCGAGCGGGACAGCUGGUUCUGGACUAUCGACUACGGCCCGGGGAAGGACCUGCUCAGCAACGCGCAGAAGUACGUCAGAGUCGACAUUGAGAAGAGCAGCAAGGGGCUGGAUUGGCGGGAUAUCGUUCUCACGCAACAGGAGAUCGACGCAAACCGAGCCAGGUGCGGCAAAUCCACUGUACACCCACACGUGAGCCAUUCUUUUCGUGUCUGUGUGGUGGCUGCAGGCUACCCGUGGCUGCUGGCGGCUCAAUGGAGGAUGACCAUGGUCAGGAAAGCGAGGCUGCAAUGGUUGCUGCCAAUCGCAGCGACUUGCCCGUUGCCCAAGGGCCCGUCAAGAUGACAGUCGAGCUAGACUGACAGAAUGGCGGUGUUUUGACCGAUCAAUGACUUUUCAACACACACAAGUGCAUCUGUCGCUUGAGAGAUGGCACUGAUGCGAUUGCUGCCUGGCUGGGCAGUGGCUGGGCCGCCUGAGUGACGUCGUAUAGUCUUUUAAGUCAUCCUGGCGCCCAGCUGAUCUGAUUGCUUGUGUGGGUGGGUGCGUGUGUGUGUGUACAGAACACUGCUUCUUCACCCCUGGGUCGUAUGGACGGCUGUGUGAUGGACUGAGUGAACUCCACGGCGGCAGUUUGCGGACCUCGCAGUUGGCAGCGCCAACAAGCGCGAUCCACGAGAGAGAAGGGGGGGUGGCGUUAACGUUCC
Vitrella brassicaformis is the source of this 3121-nucleotide messenger RNA. The record is from the annotation of a GenBank genome assembly. NCBI's taxonomy places the organism in Eukaryota, Vitrellaceae.